CAACCCGAUUAGGUUUGAAAGAGUAUGAAUGUAAUCACAGUAUAUUCAGUAUAUACAAUGUAUCUUCAUUCCAAAAUGUAAGCCUUGUCUAUAUUCGAUCACAGUUUUUUCACUCAUUCACUUUCCGGAUUGUGUUCCUUACCUGGAAUUACUUCGUAGCUUGACAUGACAGAAUAAGUGCCUGCGAUUUCAGGCUUGGCUUCCAAACUUGAGCUUGAGGGGUUGCUGAUCAUCCAAUUGAGGAAGGAUGGUUGUGCCUUUUAUGGUCAUUGCAUGUCAUUCAUAGGAGAGUUUGGUGGGAUUUCUUGAGUUCCUAGCUGGUUUUGGGACUCAUGAAUAUGUACAUUAUUUNAUGGAAGAGCGCCAUCUGAGUUUCCUUGCCUAANAGAUAUGGACCUAGACAGAAUCAGUUACUUACCGGGUCAUGUAAUAGACCAAAUUUUGUCACAUUUGUCAAUUAAGGAAGCAGUGAGAACAAGUGUUUUAUCUAGCAAAUGGAGGUACAGAUGGGCCACGCUACCGAAUCUUGUGUUCGAUAACCAAUUUGUCUGUGUGGCUGCUCAGGACCAUAUGAUUGUAAAGAACAAGUUUUUGAGAACUGUUGAUCAUGUUCUGCUACUUCAUUCCGGGCCAAUUAACAAGUUCAAACUCUCCCAUCGUGAUCUCCUUGGUGUGAUUGAUAUUGAUCGUUGGACGCUUCAUGUAUCCAGAAAGGCUGUUAAAGAGUUUGUGCUGGAAAUCUGGAAAGGACAGCGGUAUAAGAUACACUCCUGUUUAUUUUGUUGUCAAAGUUUGACUCAUUUAGAAUUGUUUAAUUGUUGGCUUAAACCUCCAUCUACAUUUAAAGGCUUCAAGAACUUAAAGAGUCUUGAUCUGCAACACGUUACCUUGGCUCAGGAUGCUUUUGAAAAUUUGAUAUCCGGCUGUCCAAUGCUUGAACGGUUGACAUUGAUGAACUUUGAUGGUUUCACUCAUCUUAAUAUUGAUACACCGCAUCUCCUGUUUUUUGACAUUGGGGGUAAAUUUGAAGAUAUUAGCUUUGAGAGUACUUUCCAAUUAGCUGUGGUAUCAAUUGGUUUAUAUGUGAACUUUGAAAUCAAUCAAAGUAGAUUUCGUGGAAACUAUAGCAAUUUGCUCAAAUUUUUUGUUAAUCUUCCGAACCUGCAAAGGCUAGAGAUUCAGAGCUAUUUUUUAAAGUAUUUGGCAGUGGGGGUUGUGCCAUUAACUCUUCCAAGACCGUGCAUUGAUCUAAGUUAUCUUUCUAUACGAAUAAACUUAAAUGAUUUGAAGGAAAUCUCAGCUGCUCUUUGCCUCCUAAGAAGCUCCCCUAAUCUACAAGAACUAGAAAUAUUGGCUCGACAGGAGGAGCAGACUCUUAUGAUAACGCAAAACUAUCGUUGGGAAGAUGUGUUUUUUUCUUGUCCAGAAAUGCAUAUGAGAAAAGUGAAGAUAGAUGGCAUAUCUGGUAUCGAACCUGAACUGGAUUUUAUCAGGUUUCUACUUCUACACUGUCCUAUGUUGGAAAGGAUGACUGUGAUUCCUGUUUCAAACAUCGGAACAGAACUGAUGAGACAACUGUUGCGGUGUAGGAGAGCCUCAAGACAAGCUGAAAUCCUUUACCUCGACUCUUAGACUAGUGCCUUCAGAACAAGUUUUACACCAAUGUGGAAAAAACUAUGAAGCUAAAACUGGUAGUAUUACUUUUGUUGAAAGAAGCUACUUUGUUAGAUCUUACAAGUAUGAAAGUUAAUGGCAAAACAAAAAAAAAAUCAAUGAAGAAUAUGGAUUAAGAGAUCUUAGUGUAAUCAUAUUUGCUUAUGAACCAACAAUAAAACACUGUAGUGUUUAAAUUGAAA
Vigna radiata var. radiata (mung bean) is the source of this 1856-nucleotide messenger RNA. Its product is annotated as F-box/FBD/LRR-repeat protein At1g13570. Gene Ontology annotation, molecular function: protein binding. Bases 391 to 1632 code for a protein of 413 amino acids. NCBI's taxonomy places the organism in Eukaryota, Viridiplantae, Streptophyta, Magnoliopsida, Fabales, Fabaceae. The transcript is spliced from 6 exons. The record is from RefSeq and is a predicted model, not a curated record.